AUGGCAGACCGCAGAUGGAAGUGCGUCUCAGCCAGUCGCUACGCCGUGCAAGUCUCGCUUUGCAGCUUUGUAGUCUACCUCUCCACCCUCAUCGCGCAGACGUCUACUCCCACAGUCAUGAUAUGGGGUAGCGCGCCAUACAUCGGUCUUGUUGUCGCUUUCGGAACACGAUUUGGCCCAUCCGAUAUGAUUGCGUCCCAGACAUACUGCGUCAUCACUACAGUCAUACUCUUGUACCUCGACAAAGCCGCGACCGCUAUUGGCAAGACUGCCGAACCAAACUUCGAAGACACUGGACUUCAGCACCGCGCUGUACACUUUGCGCUUGCUUUCUUCGUCCUUUCCGAGCUGGAGUACCACCGACAAUACUACGCUACCAAAAGCUUCAAGAAGUCAGAUAAAUCUUCGUGGCGUUCAUGGGUGGCUGAUGCCGAUCGUACGUUUAAUGUCUCGAGACAUCAAAGCGUAUACUGGCAUCUGGGAUCUGUCAAUGAAGCAGACAACAAUGAGUCUGAAGAAUCAUUCGCAUCAACGGUGUACUACAUCCUACGUGUGCUCCUCCUCGACAGCCUACCAUUUCACUUAGUCGGCGGAUGCUUUAAUUACGCGAUCAACAGCACGGUCAAUCCGACUCCUCCUGCGAAUGGUCGCCUGGCCAUGCAAAUGAUCGGAAACUUCAAUGUCUUCUUCAAUACAAAGACUAUAUGGGGCGUCUACUUGAACCUCUGGGUACUGUCCAGGGUCGUACGACAAGCCAACUUCAUUACCGUUUGGGGCAUCUUCCGGGUGUCAUCUGGUGCUCUUGACUGGUCUAACAGGAAGCGAGUAAAUGUGUCUCACGAACAUUACGAGAAGUCGCAGGGUGAUCAAUAA
Messenger RNA from Alternaria novae-zelandiae, 873 nucleotides. RefSeq lists its product as uncharacterized. Bases 1 to 873 code for a protein of 290 amino acids. NCBI's taxonomy places the organism in Eukaryota, Fungi, Ascomycota, Dothideomycetes, Pleosporales, Pleosporaceae. The transcript has a single exon. The record is from RefSeq and is a predicted model, not a curated record.